Molecule: messenger RNA, 810 nt
Organism: Lodderomyces theae
Lineage: Eukaryota; Fungi; Ascomycota; Pichiomycetes; Serinales; Debaryomycetaceae
Product: nucleoporin
Exons: 1
Coding region: 1-810 (269 amino acids)
Biological process (GO): endoplasmic reticulum tubular network organization; membrane organization
Cellular component (GO): membrane; endoplasmic reticulum
Source: RefSeq, a predicted model, not a curated record
AUGCCAUCUGCCACAACUAAAAAAUCCGCUACUCCAACGGCCAAUUCUACUUCCAAGGGUAAAGUGGACACCAACAAGUUAUUGGAACUAGUAUACACCUUACAAUUUGCUUGGUUUGCUGGUAAUGUACUUACUGUUGUUGGUUUUAUUAGCAGCACCUUGACUUUUAUCAGAAUCUUGCCAUCCUUGUACAAACUAGACUACUUGGUCACCUUGUUGGGUGUUUUGAUUUCUUUUGGUAUUUUGGUAUUCCAAUUGGUACAAAAGAAUGGUCUUAGGUUUGGUAUUUUGAUCAAGGAUGAUAACACCCACUACAUCUUGUUGGGUGGGUUCUUGUUGUUUCUCAGACCUUACGUUUGGUUAACUUUGGUCCCAUUUGCUAUAUUUUCAACUUUCCAUGUGUUGGCUUAUGUCAAUGGAUACAUUUUACCCAUUGUUGGUUUGGACAAGAGCAACUUAUCCACAGCAAUCACCAAUUUCGUUAGUCAAAACAACGCCAAGUCAAUUGAAGCUGCUAGUGGUAUUGAAUUGGUUACUUAUGUAUGGUUAAUUUUGAGGUUGAUCACUUUUAGAAAAAGAUCAUUGAGCCCAUUUUUGGUUUACACUGUAUUCUUGAAGAAGAGAUAUGAAGUCAGUGCUUUUACUAGAAGCUAUGUCAAGACAGUUGCUGAUACCGGUGACAAAAUUGUGAAUGAUGUCAAUCAUCCAGUAUUGCACGAUAUUUGGGCUAAAGUCAGAAAUGUCUUUGGAAUUGUUGACAAGUAUAAGUUGGUUAACGAUUACACACAACAGGAACAAAAGACAAAGUAA